UAAUUACCAAAAUACUCUUCCCAUAAAAACGCUUUUCUUCUCUGUUAGUAUUAUUUAUUUCCAUUAAUUACCUUACCAGCACUACUUACCUUUUCUCCUGCUUCGUCACAUUCAUGGCUUCUUCUCCAACUCCCCCUCCUCCUGCAGAAACAGCAAGAAAUGGGAACUCCGAUGAUGGUUCAAAAGGAGAAGGAUUAUUGAUGAUUGAUUUAGAAAGGGUUAGGAAAUCAUUGAUCAGACAAGAAGAUAGCAUUGUAUUUAGUCUCAUUGAAAGAGCUAAAUUCCCAUCCAAUUCUUCACUCUACAAAUCAUCAUCUUCUUCGCAAAUCCCUGGUUUUGAUGGGUCUUUGAUUCAAUACAUUGUAAAAGAAACAGAAAUCCUUCAUUCCAAGAUUGGUAGAUAUGAAAGCCCAGAAGAACAUCCUUUCUUCCCAGAUGGUUUACCUCUGCCAUUGAUUCCUUGUCCUCCCAAGUCUCCAGAGCUUUUGCAUGGCGCGGCAUCUUCGAUUAACAUCAACAGCACCAUUUGGAAAUUUUACUUGGAAGAAUUGCUUCCUUUGUUUACUAAACAAGGAGAUGGUGAUGCUAGUAGCUAUGCAUGCACAGCUGUUUGUGAUCUCAAUUGUUUGCAGGCCUUGUCCAGAAGGAUUCAUUACGGGAAAUUUGUAGCAGAGGUGAAAUUCAGAGAUGCCCCAGAAGAAUAUGGACCUGCCAUUCGUGCACAGGACAGGGAUGCACUGAUGAAGCUAUUGACAUUCGAAGAUGUCGAAGAAAUGGUAAAGAAGAGGGUAGCGAAAAAGGCCAUGAUUUUCAGUCAAGAAGUGAACCUAAUAGAGAAAGACGCGGACGACAAGCAGCAGAAUUGCAAGAUUGAUCCGUCACUUCUUUCUCGGUUAUAUGGAGAAUGGGUGAUGCCUUUAACCAAACUUGUUCAAGUCGAAUACCUCCUCCGUCGCUUAGACAAGUGAAUGUAGACAGAAGUUUGUUGGAAGAUGCGUUGCAGUUGCAGGGGAGCAAACAACACAAUUAUGUUUAAACGAUCAGUAUACACAAUUUUAGUUUUCUCUCAAUCCACUCAUAUUACUAGUUUUCGAAUGGAUAUGUAUGUGUUUAAACAAGCAGUGUACAUUGCCCAGAGAUAGAACUAGAAAGCGUUGCAGGGGAGAAAACAACACAAUGGAGUAAAAAUAUGUUGAAAUGGAUGAUCUAAAA
Molecule: messenger RNA, 1212 nt
Organism: Papaver somniferum (opium poppy)
Lineage: Eukaryota; Viridiplantae; Streptophyta; Magnoliopsida; Ranunculales; Papaveraceae
Product: chorismate mutase 2-like
Exons: 4
Coding region: 114-968 (284 amino acids)
Biological process (GO): chorismate metabolic process; aromatic amino acid biosynthetic process
Cellular component (GO): cytoplasm
Molecular function (GO): chorismate mutase activity
Source: RefSeq, a predicted model, not a curated record